AUGAGAUUCUACUCCAUCUUCCUCUCAGCCCUGGCGGCAUCGACAUCUCUUUGUGAGGUCGUCGAUCGCCAGCCCCUCACCUUUGCUCCGAUUCCUGAAGAUAUCUAUGUUGCCCCAGCAUCGGACACUAUUUUGGAAUUCAUCCAAUCGCGAGAGGACCUGUCCAUUCUAUCGUCAACACUCGAUCAACUAGGAGGGUUUGUGCAAGCCCUCAACACCUCGGCAACAUGGCAAUACACCUUUUUCGCGCCAUCGAACAAGGCCUUCAACAACACUGGAGAGUACUUUGAGACUUUUGCGAAGACGGCCAAGGGGAAGUGGUGGCUAGGAAAUCUGAUCCAACACCACUACGUCCCAAACGCAAAGCUCAAGACCUCCGACUUCAACUCUACCACUAUCCGACUUCAGACCAGCACGUACCUAUACGUGAGUGCGAAGACGGUUGGUGAGGACUUGCUGCUCAACAGUGCUGCCACAGUCACGGAAGGAAACCUCCCCGUUACUAAUGGCAUUAACUCUCCCCAGGGCAUCGUUCACAUUAUUGACCGUAUUUUGGAUCCAUCUGCUCAGAUUUUCGAGUCAGAUUUGCCGCAGGUAAAGCAAGGGUUUAUUCCUGGCAGUUGCUCAAACCCACUGCUGCCUUACUGUUGA
Messenger RNA from Fusarium vanettenii 77-13-4, 651 nucleotides. RefSeq lists its product as uncharacterized. Lineage: Eukaryota; Fungi; Ascomycota; Sordariomycetes; Hypocreales; Nectriaceae. Bases 1 to 651 code for a protein of 216 amino acids. The transcript has 3 exons. Gene Ontology annotation, cellular component: extracellular matrix. The record is from RefSeq and is a predicted model, not a curated record. Gene Ontology annotation, biological process: cell adhesion; extracellular matrix organization. Gene Ontology annotation, molecular function: cell adhesion molecule binding.